Messenger RNA from Trichoderma citrinoviride, 1497 nucleotides. RefSeq lists its product as hypothetical. The coding region runs from base 1 to 1497 and encodes 498 amino acids. The transcript is spliced from 3 exons. Lineage: Eukaryota; Fungi; Ascomycota; Sordariomycetes; Hypocreales; Hypocreaceae. Gene Ontology annotation, molecular function: protein dimerization activity. The record is from RefSeq and is a predicted model, not a curated record.
AUGGAACAAGCCCUCGACUAUUCUCCGUCGUCACGACCCGGACCUCUCGUCACCCUGCCCGAGCGAAAUCUCGGCUCCUCAACCUCGGCCAUCACGCCUCCCUCGACCGUCCAGCGCCCGGCCUGGACGACGUCGCCUCUCGCGCCCGCCAUGGACAUGUUCAGCUUCACCACCGCAGCUCCGGUGUCCGCCGUUCCCUCAUAUGCGCCCGCUGCCGGCGGCAGCAACAGUAAUAGCGGCGGCAACAGCGGCGGCUUGGGCGACAUGAACUUUUCUCAGAUGCCGCAGUACUCCGGCCGCAACCCCUUACAAUCCAUCAUCUCCCAGAGCAAAGAGGGCCCCGAUGCCAAGCGGAUAAAGGUCGAGUCGCCGCACUCGGCGCUGGACUCGAUCGAUUCAUGGCUCCAAUUCGAUGAAGAGGCGGAGAAAUUUGGCAGCUUUGAGAUUGACUUUUCCAAGCAGUACAACACGGCCAACCAGGCAAGAGCUUCCACAAACAUGACGCCGGGACUGGGCAGCGGUCUCUACGCCAAUCCCACCGCCCCCUUCAGGGAAGAAGACUUCCUCGAUGAUAGCGCCUUUGAUCAUUCCCUGUCCGAGGACGACGAAAUGUUUGACAACAUCAACAUCAAUGACCAGCUGUCCAAGCUUGGCACGCUGCCUUCGACCGAAGCCCAGUCAUCCAGGAGCCUCUUUUCCACGCCGUCGCUGGGUUGGGAGAAGCCUCAGCAACAAGGCAUCCAGCCCAGCGCCGUCAUGGCCGAUGAGAUUCCGAGGCGCAUGACCAACGACUCGUGGGACCCGAUCCCGCAAGGCACCAACUACACACUUACGCCGGACGAGCGCCGCCGGCUGCUCGAAAUCGCCAUGGGCCCUGGCAGGUUGGCCACCUACGUGAACCCCAACCGAUUCAACCUGGGCUUCGGAUCUUCGAUGCAGCCCAGCAUAAGCCAGGAGUUUGGCUUCGGCUUCGGCGGCCCGAAACAGGGGCUGAGCAACAUGGGCAUGUUCCAGAGGAACAACUCGGCCGAUACGAGCGCAUCAGGCCUCUCGCAGAAUCGGGAUCUGAAGCACAAGCAGCCCAAGGUCGAGACGCCGCCCAAGAUGGUGCCCACGAAGCGGCCGAGCACGCUCUCGGACACGAGCAGCAUCGGCAAAGAAAAGGUCAAAUCCGCCGACCGCAUCGCGCACAACGACGUUGAGCGAAAGUAUCGAACCAAUCUCAAGGACAAGAUUACUGAGCUGCGGAAUGCGGUGCCGGCGCUGCAGCAGGUGGCUGAAGGAGAGCAGGACGCUGCGCAGGGCAUUGCCAAAGUGAGCAAGGUGACGACUGAAUACAUCCAUCAACUCGAGCAACGCAACAAGGACAUUAUGACGGAGCAUAAGCAGCUUAUGCGACGACUUCAAGCAUUCGAAGCACUCCUCAACAACUCCAUGAGAGUCGACAUCAUGCCCAGCCAUAGCAUGACGCUCUUUGACCCGAGAGGAUUCUGUUGA